This is a messenger RNA of Myripristis murdjan (pinecone soldierfish), 3305 nucleotides long. It is a transcript of the gene tlr18, whose product is annotated as toll-like receptor 18. Gene Ontology annotation, cellular component: plasma membrane. The record is from RefSeq and is a predicted model, not a curated record. Bases 11 to 2977 code for a protein of 988 amino acids. Gene Ontology annotation, molecular function: protein binding; signaling receptor activity; calcium ion binding. Lineage: Eukaryota; Metazoa; Chordata; Actinopteri; Holocentriformes; Holocentridae. Gene Ontology annotation, biological process: regulation of heart contraction; inflammatory response; toll-like receptor signaling pathway. The transcript has 6 exons.
AUCUGUCGAGAUGAUUUGGCGACUGAUGAGCUUUAGUGCUCUCCUCGCUGGAGCCCUGGCAUCCACAACUCCGGCUCCGUCUCCAGCCACAAACACUGAAGGAGGACCCUGUCGCAUCCACAACACCGGCCGCUCUGCAGACUGCCUUGGAAGACAACUGGACCACGUUCCAUGGGGACAACUCCCGUCCACGCUGGAGGACAUCGAUCUCUCCUACAACAAACUUCGAGCUGUCAGUGUCAAUGACUUCCGCCGCCUCCCUCAGCUUCGAGUCCUUCAGCUGCAGUACAAUAAUAUUUCCCGUAUCGACGACGAUGCCUUCACAUACAACCCGUUCCUGGAGCAUCUUGAUAUCUUCAACAACUCCCUGGAAGAAAUUCCUGCCACAGCUCUGAAGCCCCUGUCCAACCUAAAGAGGCUCUUCAUGUCCAACAACCUUUACAAAAACGCCACUUUGGCUGCCGACUUCUCCAAAUUUUCCAAACUCCAGAUUUUGUCCAUGGGUGGCCCUCUGGUGAUGGGUCUAAAGAAAGGAGACUUUGAGCCCUUGAGGAACAUUAAGUUGCAGGGUUUUGCUAUAAAGUGCUCCUCCAAUCUAAUUUACUACGAGCCUGGUAGUUUAGAAGUUAUUCAGACGUGGAACAUGGGCUUUGACAUGGCCAUAGAUCAACAACCAAACACGCUCCCGCACAUGCUGAAUGACCUCGCCAACAAGACCUUUGGCACCAUCCAGUUCCGCAACCUCUUCGAGUUCAUGUACUAUACAGGAGACGAAGACAUUUUCCAGGGUUUGGAAAAUAUUACAGCCCGUCGGCUCAUCUUUCAUCGAGGUAAAUUCAAUGAGAAUCUCCUGCGGAUGGCUUUGACGAACUUGCAAGUCACCCCUAUCAAAAGGCUGACGCUCCAGUACAUCGACUUUGCUCGUUCUCCUACGUUUGUGGAUAGUGGAGCAGGAUCCAGCAUAACAAAUCUGGAGCUGGAUAAACUGGAUCUUUGGUACAUCAGUAAUCCUGAUGUGCUGCGGUUUGACUGGCGCUUCACCUGGUUCAACAAAAUCCGACAGCUGUCCAUUCAGUACGUGUACUUCAACUCGGUGCCUUGCGACGCCUGGGUUGAAAUGGAAGGCGUGCAGGUUCUGGACGUCUCCAAUAAUCGACUGGAGAAUUCGUUCAUCUUCAACCAGCGGUGCGAGUACAGGAGCACCAUGCCGAAUCUUCACACCUUCAACGUGAGCACCAAUACCCUGACCAGCUUGAAGGAUCUGUCGGCCCUCACCAGGGAGUUCCAGCGGCUCAGUGUGCUGGAUUGUAGCAACAACAACUUUGGCUCUGCUGAGGAGAGUCGGGACUGCGUCUGGAAGCAAAACAUCAGUCGGGUUAUUGCCCAUCACAACCAGUUUGUGAGCGAAGCCCUCCACUGCCUGCCCACCACGGUGGAGUUCUUGGACCUCUCCUACUGCAACCUGGAUCAGCUGGACAUGACUUAUUUUGAGAAAGCCACUAACCUCAAAGAGCUCUUGCUUAGUGGGAAUAAAAUCAAGUACAUCCCAUCUCACUGGAAAAGCCCGUCACUGCAGUCACUUGCUCUGGAUGGGAAUUCAUUUGGGCUCAUCAGCAUGGAGUCCUUCCAGGAUAUGCCUCAACUGUCUCGCCUGAGGGCAGGGAACAACCCUUACCACUGCACCUGUGAGCUCCAUGCUUUUAUCGAGGACACAAUGUCAACAGGGAAGGUCAACCUCACCGACUGGCCUGAGAACUUUAAGUGUUACCACCCUGAGGCUUUUCUCAACACAGUCAUCUCCAAUUACUUACCAGGACGCGUGGCGUGUGAUAUCAGACUGGUCAUCGUCAUCUGUGUUGCCACCACUGCGGCGGUGAUCUUGAUCCUGAUGGUCAUUUGCUAUAUUUUUGAUAUCCCAUGGUACACCAAAGCCACAUAUCAGAUCAUCCGGGCCAAAUACAGAGCCCACAAGGAAAAAAUGACAGGGGAAACAGAGGUUUUUGUUUAUCACGCCUUCAUAUCCUACAGCCACUCUGAUGCAGAGUGGGUGAGGGACCAGCUCUUGCCCACCUUGGAGAACAACAGGAACCCCUAUCGUCUCUGUAUUCACGAGAGGGACUUCAUGCCAGGAAAGUGGAUCAUCGACAACAUCAUCGAGAACAUUGAAAACAGCCGAAAGGUAAUCUUUGUCCUCUCACGCCACUUUGUAAACAGUGAGUGGUGCAACUAUGAGCUGUAUUUUGCCCAGCAGAGAGCCAUGGGAAAGACCUUCAGCGACGUCAUCCUGGUGGUAAAGGAGCCCAUUGAUCCCAACUCUCUGCCCAGCAAAUACUGCAAGCUUAAGAAGAUGCUGAGUACCAAGACUUAUCUGGAGUGGCCCCAGCAAGUCAAGCAGCAGGCAUUUUUCUGGGAACAGCUUAGGAGCGUUCUGGGCAAGCCAGUGCAGACGAGAGAGAGGCUGCACAGUGCCAAAAGCAUAACUUCUUCAGUGGGUGCUGAAUCUGUGAUAGAGCUUCCUGUGGAGGAUGGGAGGCCAGCAACAAGGCAGGCUAAGGUAGACGGAGAAAAACAACUCCGAAAAGAGGAUGUCAAGAGGAAUGAGAAUGAGAUGACCAAUCUGAGGCCAAUCCCUGUGGCAGUUGCAGUGGGGUUUGCCAAACUGAGAGCAAAAGCCAACAGAAGAAAAAUGACUUCCCAGCUGGAAACCGCAAUGGAAAGCCUCAUCAAAGUGUUCCACUCCUAUUCUUCAAAGGAGGGUGACAAGUACAAGCUGAGCAAACCGGAGCUGAAGAAUCUUCUGCAGGGGGAACUCAGUUGUUUCAUGGCAGCCAGCAAGGACCCGAUGGUGGUGGAGAAGAUUAUGACGGACCUGGAUGAAAACCGCGACGGCCAAGUGGACUUCCAGGAGUUUGUCGUUCUGGUCGCUGCAUUGACUGUCGCCUGCAAUGAAUUCUUUGUGGAGAACUUAAGCAACUGAGUGCAGUGAGAGGUGUGGCCUCGCUGCUUCUACUGGCAUUUCUUACCAAUUAAACUCUUAGUUUCACGACUGUAGAUUUAAUCAAUAAACGGCUUGUCUCAACAUCCUCAUACAUAUGAAUCAUCAUGUUAUUGGCAGUAAGCUUCCUGUUGCAACAUUUCUCACAGCUCUGACAUUUGUAAAGGGGGGCUACACGCAUGCACAAGUUCCAAUGAAUGAUUAUUUCCUUUUGCUCCUUGAAAGACCUCAUCUUAAUAAAGAUGUUUUUUUUCAUCACCUUUUGUGAAGAGCAAGCUUUAUCAUUUCAUAAUUCAUGUAAUAAAAUUUU